This is a messenger RNA of Closterium sp. NIES-65, 2466 nucleotides long. The record is from the annotation of a GenBank genome assembly. Lineage: Eukaryota; Viridiplantae; Streptophyta; Zygnematophyceae; Desmidiales; Closteriaceae.
AUGACACGUGGCACAACGCCAAUAUUUCCAGUCCUCCACAUGUUCCCCUCAUGUGACUUACCAUUGAAGCGUGCGUAUGGGAGCGGGAAAGCGAUGCGGCAGGAGCAGAAGAGCAGCAGGAAAUAUGUGUUCCCUGUUCUGCUCUCACUCUCCCUUUCACCCACUGCCUCUUGCAACCCCUCCCUCCCUUGCUGUCGCUUGCUCUCGGUGUUGCUGCUAUCCGUCCUGUCAGGAGACCCAGGACAUCUACCACUAGGUGCUCUCAUGCCUGGAGUUAGGAUCUCAGAACUGAACCCCUUCUUGCUUCAUCCCAUUCGUCUCGACCCUCUCCCCUUCUCUCUCUUCUCAUCGCUCUCCCCUUCUCUCUCUUCUCAUCGCUCUCCCCUUCCCUCUCUUCUCAUCGCUCUCCCCUUCUCUCUCUUCUCCUCACUCUCCCCUUCUCUCUCUUCUCAUCGCUCUCCCCUUCCCUCUCUUCUCAUCGCUCUCCCCUUCCCUCUCUUCUCAUCGCUCUCCCCUUCCCUCUCUUCUCAUCGCUCUCCCCUUCCCUCUCUUCUCAUCGCUCUCCCCUUCUCUCUCUUCUCAUCGCUCUCCCCUUCCCUCUCUUCUCAUCGCUCUCCCCUUCUCUCUCUUCUCAUCGCUCUCCCCUUCUCUCUCUUCUCAUCGCUCUCCCCUUCCCUCUCUUCUCAUCGCUCUCCCCUUCCCUCUCUUCUCAUCGCUCUCCCCUUCCCUCUCUUCUCAUCGCUCUCCCCUUCUCUCUCUUCUCAUCGCUCUCCCCUUCCCUCUCUUCUCAUCGCUCUCCCCUUCCCUCUCUUCUCAUCGCUCUCCCCUUCCCUCUCUUCUCAUCGCUCUCCCCUUCCCUCUCUUCUCAUCGCUCUCCCCUUCCCUCUCUUCUCAUCGCUCUCCCCUUCCCUCUCUUCUCAUCGCUCUCCCCUUCCCUCUCUUCUCAUCGCUCUCCCCUUCCCUCUCUUCUCAUCGCUCUUCCCAUCCCACCAGACCCAGGACAUGUACUACUACACCCAGGACAUGUACUACUAUGUGCUCAUGCCGGGUGCUCAUCGCACUCUUCACACCAAUGAGCCUCUGAAUCAACAGCAGAACGAUGGCUGGGAGGACGAAGGCAGCAGGACCACUCUGUCUGACCCUCUCCCUUGCCCCUCCCUUCCCUCUCACCAUCCGCAGACCCAGGACAUGUACUACUAUGUGCUCAUGCCGGGUGCUCAGUGCACUCUUCACUCCAAUGAGCCUCACAAUCCGCCUCUCAAUCCGCAGCAAAAGGACGGCAGGGAGGACGCAGGCAGCAAGAGCAGUCCGUCUGGUCCUCGUGGGUUGACUGACGAGCCGAUUACAUAUUUCACAGCUCACAGCCGGCUGCGGUCACAUCUGGAGGCAGUGGGGGAUUCAGUGCUGGCGCUCACGUGUGUGCUGCACCUCGUGCGCCAGCACCCGCCGCUGUCCAUUGUGUGUGGAGGGGGGGAGGGGAAGGGAAAGGGGGGAAGAGGGGGGGGGGGGGGGUGGGGGGGUGGCCUCCACUCGCCCUUCAUAUCAUGCUCACCAUUCUCCCUCCCCGCAUUCCUUUCUCAGACCAUUCCACCUUGGCAUCUCCAUCUCUCUCAAACUCUCCACCCCUCUGCGCUCUCCUUUAACGCAUCAGGCGAGUUCCCAGAGGGCAUGUCCCAUUCACAGACCGCCACUAGUGCAGAGAUAAUCUCUAAUGUGACUCUCAUAUUGUCCUGUUUCCCUCCCCCACCCUCUCCCCCUCCGUCCUGUCCUCGCCCCCCUACCCCGUUUUCCCAUUCCCCCACCCUGUCGCUCUUCCCCCCCCCCACACUGCAACAGGUGAGCAACAGAAGUCUGGCGGGCAUUGGAAGGGGGGCUCUGGGCCUGCCAGGAGUCAUGCUGAGCUUCUCAGACGCGCUGCUCAUGCAGGGCAAACGCGCCGUGCCCAAGGGGGGGGAUACUGUGGAGGGCCUGGAAGCAGCGUCAGCCUUUAUGACCCGCCUGCUGCCCUCCCUUGUCGACUCCCGCACUGCUGCUCCUCACACACAGAGGCUGGAGUUUGGGCGUCAGUAUGAACAAGAAUCCGGGCAUCAGCAGCAGCAGAUUCAGCCAGACAGAGAGAGCAAUGUGAAAGUGGGCGAUGCAGCAGCAGUGAGGAGAGUGGACUCUCCAGCAGAACAGAGUGACCCGGUGGCUCGUCUGCACGACAUGUCCCUCCAGCAACUGGGACUCACACCGCAGUACCGGCACACAGGGACAGACAACCCACAGACGCCCCACGUGACAGAGAGGGUGCGAGUGUAUGCAGCAGGGAGGAGGAUGGGCACGGGCAUGGGCCCGACAGUGGCAGAGGCAAAACGAGAUGGAGCAGCCAAGGCUCUGCUGGCAUGGGGUAAGGUGUUUGGGGAGGGAGGGAGUGAGGGGGCAGGACGCGAGGCGAGUGAGAAUGCUGAGGAAAGGAUCAAGUGA